UCCUGUUACAGUGAACCAGCAGCCACUCUGCAGUUGUUGUCGUGUUUGGCUCGAAGGAGGUUUCGAGGUGGAAGCAAACACAGAAGGAGCGUCAAAAUAAUGGAGUUGGAAAUAUUGAAGUUCAUCUGCGCCAACCAAGGAGCAGUUAACACUGAGGAUUUGCUGUGUAAUCUUGGCUCAAGCGAUGAAACGAAUGAGAUCAUUCGUAACCGAGAGAAAUUUGCUUUGUGUUGUCCUUUCGGGCAGCCGAAGGUGGUGGCCAGGACCAGCCUGAAACUGUGCAGAGGGAAAGAAUGUCCGGGAGGAUGCGGGGGGCUUCACCUGUGUACAAAGUUCCUCUUAACUGGAUUAUGUCCCUUCACUCGGUUCGAGAAGGCAAAUACAGGAUGCAGAUUUUCCCAUGACCUGGACUCUUAUCACAAUGUGGGAUUGCUGAAAAAUCAUGGGCUGGAGAGCCUGAGUCGAACCGAGCUGUGCACACUGCUGAUGCAGACCGAUCCCUGGCUCAUGCCCCAAAUUUGUUAUAAUUACAACAAUGGUGACGGGGAGCUCGGCCUGUGUAAGGACAAUUGCACAAGAUUGCAUAUCUGCGAAAGGUACCUGAACUGCCAAUGCAGCUGCUCCAAGACUCAUGAUUUUAAUGCUCCACAGCCAUACAAAUGCCUGUCUAAGAAAGGCGUGCCUGAUGAAGUCAUUCCCUCUUUAAAGUCUGUUUAUGCAAACAUACGUGCUCUGAACUACGUUGACAGAACUAGCGAUGGGGGAAACCGUCAACAGGAGCAACUAAACACAUCCACCAGUGACCUCUUUGCUGCUGCCAGCAACACUGACGCGAGCAGUGAUGAUGGUCGGAAUUUGGGCCAAAUGCUGCGGCACAGAGGGAGAGGGACACCUGGUUUUCGGGGCAACAGAGGGAACUGGGACAACAGAGGGAACUGGGGCAAUAGAGGGAACUGGGACAACAGAGGGAACUGGGACAACAGAGGGAACUGGGGCAAUAGAGGGAACUGGGACAACAGAGGGAACUUGGGCAACAGAGGGAACUGGGGCAAUAGAGGGAACUGGGACAACAGAGGGAACAUGGGCAACAGAGGGAACUGGGGCAACAGAGGGAACUGGGGCAACAGAGGGAACAUGGGCAACCGAGGCAACAGAGGGAACAUGGGCAACCGAGGCAACAUGGGCAACAGGGGAAAUGGGGGCAACCAUCAACCGCAUCAAAACUGUUCCAUAGAUGAAAUCCUUGCUGACAUCGACACCUUAGAUCUGUACAGCGAAGACGGUCUGAACGAAGAGCCGCAUCAACAGCCGCAAUGUACCCGUUCCACUACUGACAUGCCUGGUGCUGACAACAGUGAUGAUGGAGCCGAAAGAAGACCAAGACCUGUCAGAGAUAAAACGGAGAUAUGCUUGUACUUCAUCAAAGGACACUGUAAACAUGAGGAGCGAUGUCUUAAAGCCCACGACAAGAUGCCGUACAGAUGGGAGGUCCGAGAGGAUGAUCAAUGGACCGCCUUACCUGAAAAUGAGGCGAUUGAGAAGGACUACUGUGACCCCAAAAACACAUACAGCAGCAGCAGCCCACCUGUGCAUUUUGACACGAUGUCCAGUGGAUCGAACAAAGUACGACGACUCUCUACCGAGAACUCUCUGCUCCAGCCAACAUUCAUCCACACCACUGAGUGGGUUUGGUACUGGGAGGAUGACUCUGAAGAGUGGAACAUGUACACUUCAUCUGCUGGUGGACGCAUUAAGAGCUCUGACCUGGAGCAGAAGUUUCUGAACAAUGACGAAGAUGUGGUGGAGUUCACCGCCGGUUUACCGUCAUACUCACUGAGUUUCCUGGACAUGUUACAAACAAACGAGGAAUAUGGCACUAAGAGGCUCGUGAGAAGACGGCCCCAGUUUGUCUCCGCAGCUGAUGUCGAAACAAGGAAAGGGAGAAGGCCUCUCGUUCAACCAAAUUUCGCUGCUAUACCUACUCACUGGGAUGCGACACAGACUCCUCAACCAGGAUACGGGCGAGUCUCCCUCCAGCGCUCCUCAGAAGAAUUUAAGGAGAUUGAAACUCUCUUCCUUGACUCGAUGAGAAGCUUUGACGUUGUCCAAAUAGAGAGGAUUCAGAACAAAGCUCUUUGGGAAGCCUUUGAGUUGCAGAGCAAACGGAUGAAGGACAACAACAACGGGCGCAGUGUGACAGAAAAAAAGCUUUUUCAUGGCACUAAGUCUGAGUUCGUAGAUGACAUCUGCAACAGCAACUUUGACUGGAAAUUAUAUGGAACUAAUGGAACCGCUUUUGGACCAAGUUACUUUGCCCGGGAUGCAAAAUACUGCCACAGCCACACCGGUGACACUGAUGCCAAAUCCAUGUUCGUCUCACGGGUGCUGGUGGGAGACUACACCACAGGGUCCCCCAAGUGCGGCCAUCCUCCUUCCAAAGACGGCGGGGACAUCACCUUCUAUGACAGCUGCGUAGACGACGUUAUUGAGCCUUCAAUCUUUGUUGUGUUUAAGAAGGACCAGAUCUACCCCGAGUACCUGCUGCAGUACAAGAUAACGCACCCACUUGCCUUAUUAGUUGCCAGGUCAGUACCGGCAUCGAGACCAGUACCGGCACCGAGACCAGUACCGGCACCAAGACCAGUACCGGCACCGAGACGAGCUCCCCAACGCAGCAUACCCUCAUCCCAACCAACCACACCCUCAUCCUAACCCACCACACCCUCAUCCCGACCCACCAUAUCCACGUACUACCAACCGGGCACAUCAGUUUCUGCACCCAACAGAACAGUUAAGCGACCCGCCCCUUCUGCUCUUCCUCCAUCACCAAGCCCUAGCCCAAAGAAAUCGCCUGAUUCCUGUGUCAUUGCUUAAGGACAAAGUUGAAGUGAGGUCAUAAUAAUGACAUUUGAAUGAGCUUGAUGGCACUUGUGCUGAAUGCUGUGGGCACUUUGGGGAAUAGAUUAAGGGUUUGACUUCAGUGUUUUCCAACCUGGACCCUAUUUCCCAAGGUUUUAUUUAAUUAUUAUAAUUUUUUCUUAGGUUGGAGUUCAGAAAGGAUAGCUUAGUGUUUUCUAAAAGAUGUUUAAUGUCAUGGCUGAUUUCGACAAUGUGGAUGUGACGUGAGAUUUCUGAGCGAGACUUGAUUAGACACAAUAACAAAUGAUAAAGAAUAUUGUAUUAUUUCUCUGUAGGGUCCUUUCCAUAAUGUUGUAAGACGCUUGUAAUAGCAAUCUGAGCUGUCAGGGGCAAAAACAAGCACUUUUAGUGACAAACAUUGACGGUGGGCAAUUGCCACAAGCGAUUACGUUACAGACCAUUUCUCUCAAGGUUGGACCAAUUUUAAAAGAAAUUGCCAUCCCAAUUAGACAGUUUGAUACCAAAACAUGUGAAAAUAGGGUCCAGGUUGAAAAAUACCAAAGUUACCCUUUAAUCACUAGUGUCACUUAAGACUGCUUAUGGAAGACCAUUUAACGCAAAAAUGGUUUAGUGCACGGAUCAAAACAGUGAAGUAGAAUAAUAACUGCCUGAGUGAACAGGAAAUAUUAAUGACAGCUGCCGAGUUCAUAGUAGCCGAGUUUUUAUCCGUAAUUUAACCUAACUUUAAAAUUUCCAGAAAAAGAACGUGAAUUAAAUGUGACAGUUGGUGGCGCUAAUUCUCUGCCAUUUAAGCAUUGUAGAAGAAGAUGCCGAAACAAGAUGACGUAAUUGCGCACCCGUCAAUCUUCCAAUGAAUGAAAACCACGACGAAAAGGUGAUGGAAAUAUGGCAUAUCUGUUGGUCACGUGUUUUUAUCUGCCACAAUUUUUUGUGUCUUUGAUGGAAGCUUAUCACAUGGCUGAUUCACUUUGUCUGUUUUAUUAAAGUGAGCUUAACAUAAAUAUAUGUGAAAUUUUAUACAUCACAUUGGCAUUUAAAAUGUCCGAUGGUUAUAAUACAAAUGUUAUAUUUAGUCAUAAUUACAGCAAGGAAUAGAGGGCUAACCAGUGUGUACUUAUUGAUCAGUUAAAACACCACUUGAAUGUUUUGUGUUGAUGUUUAAUUUGCUAAACAAUACAAUUCCACUACAACUACGUAUAUUGCUUUUUUUUCUUUCUUUUUUGCACAUUUUGCUAUGGGCAAGCUGCUGAUUUUGUGAAUUGAAUAAAUAAAUGUAAAAUUGUUGUCGACA
Cottoperca gobio is the source of this 4171-nucleotide messenger RNA. RefSeq names its product protein mono-ADP-ribosyltransferase PARP12-like. Gene Ontology annotation, molecular function: metal ion binding; NAD+ poly-ADP-ribosyltransferase activity. Gene Ontology annotation, cellular component: nucleus. The record is from RefSeq and is a predicted model, not a curated record. Lineage: Eukaryota; Metazoa; Chordata; Actinopteri; Perciformes; Bovichtidae.